Molecule: messenger RNA, 1779 nt
Organism: Diabrotica virgifera virgifera (western corn rootworm)
Lineage: Eukaryota; Metazoa; Arthropoda; Insecta; Coleoptera; Chrysomelidae
Exons: 3
Coding region: 1-1779 (592 amino acids)
Source: RefSeq, a predicted model, not a curated record
AUGGUCGAAAAGGUUUCCGAAGCAGAAUUAAUCAGUGAGAUGGAGGCAAAGGAUAUAUACAGCACACGCUACUAUGAACUGAAGUACAAAUGUGAAGACAGACCCAGUUUAGUAAGUUCAGAGUCAUCAAUAAAAGAUUGGCUUCCAUUUUGGUCGCAGUUCAAAGUAGUGCAUGAUGAUCCAUCGAUUGAUUUAAACGACAAAAUAGGUUAUUUGAGACAAGCCACUGUAGACGGUAGUAAGGCCAGACGUUUAGUGGAGAGUUUUCCUGCAGUAGCCGAUAAUUACUCAAAAAUUAUAAAGAGUUUGAAGUCUAGGUUUGUCAGAGAGGAUCUCCAGAUUGAAGUAUAUAUUAGGGAGCUAUUAAAGUUAAUUUUGAAUCGAAUUUCUAGUAGUUCCUGUAAUGUUUCUGCACUAUAUGAUAUGAGAGAGAGUCAACUUCGUUCACUUGAGACCUUAGGCAUAACUGCUGACAAAUAUGCGGCAAUAUUGUAUCCCCUUAUUGAGUCAUGUUUACCGGAGGAUAUGAUCAGACUAUGGCAUAGAUCUUCACAGUUUUUAAGGCCUUCUGGUUCCGUAUCCAUGCACAAUGUCGAAGAAUCUGCAGAAGUUUCAACUUUUGAGACAAGAUUAAGUGGGCUAAUGAGUUUUCUACAAAAUGAAGUUCAAAAUGAACAAAAAAAUAAUUUAGCAACGGAAGGUUUUGGUUUAUCGACUGAAAAUAAAUAUAAAUCCAAUAACCUGAUUGAAAAGAAGAAUGUAAAAUUACCAAAGCAAGGAACUGAUCAGCCAUCAGCGACCGCUGCUGGGUUCAUAAAUUAUGAGGUGCGACAUUCUUCGAAGAAAUGUAGAGCACGUUUGAAUUGUAUUUUGUGUUCUGAAUCCCAUGUUGUUUUGAUGUGUCCUGAUUUACCUGUUAACAAAAUUGAUACAUCGACCUCAAGUAUUAGCCGCUCGGAAGGAAAUAGGACUGAGGAUCAGACGCUUGCGAAUUUGUAUAAUACACAGGUUUUUUUACAAACUCUGCGAGUAAACAUAAGAAGUGCACAUGGUACUAAACAAGUAAAGGCACUUAUUGACACUGGAUUGCAGAUAACACAUAUUUUACAACGUACCGCACAAGAAAUCGGUUUUUCUGCAAAAGGAACGGAAAAUAUCGUACAUACGUUAUUUGGCGGUAAAAGUACUUCUGAACAACGACAUAAAUUAUACAAGGUAACUGCGAGUGAAUGUUCAUUUGAUGCCUUAGAUCAACCAAAAAUUUGUGCAGAUGCCUCUCCUGUUUAUCACGGCCCUUGGGUUGAGGAACUUAGUGACAUGAAUAUUUCGCUCAGCGAUGUCGGACAUAUAGCACCAAUUGAGAUUUUGCUGGGAGCUGAUGAUGUAGGCAAAUUGUAUACAGGGAGGAAAUAUCAGUUACAGUGUGGUCUUGUAGCAGUUGAAACUUUGUUAGGUUGGACCCUUAUGGGCAAGGUGCCAGCAGUUGCUUCUAAUUUCAGCAUAUCUAUGAUGUCGAUUGCGUUGUUUGUUGAUAGUUCUUCUGUGGCGAAACUCUGGGAGCUUGAUAUUAUUGGGAUAACCGAUCCUGUAGAAAAAUUGACACGAGAGGUUGCGGCCAAGGAGGCUAAGAAUUUUUUCUAUGAGACCAUCCGAUGUGACAACGAAGGUAGGUAUGAGGUUAUGUUACCUUGGUUGAACAAGAGAAUGCUUUCAACCUCCUCAGAAAGGAUGCUCCUCAGUCCUCAGAAAGGAUGCUUUCUAUCCUUUAAUUUCAGAUAA